GCUGCAGGUGCUGCACAACGCCAACCUCGCGAUGUGCGCCGUCGAGAUGGUGCUUGGGAGGGUGCCGCUUCGGAUGGUGCACGUCCCGGUCGGCGUGCUCUGGGGGCUCCACUACGUCGGCUUUGCGUGGGCGUGGAUGCUGCGGACGGGAGGGGUCGUCUACUACCCGUUCCUCGACCCGACCGUGCCGCCCUCCACGUCUCUCCCAAUCCACGUCGCCCUCGUCGCCGCCUUUGCCGCCUUCUUCGCGUUCGGCGUCCUGCUGGGCGGCUCCGACGACCUCGCGGUCAAGGUGUCGGCCCUGGUAGCUGCCGUGCUCGGGCUGACGUACACGCGCGCGCACGGUGCGCCCGCGCUGCUGAGAGAGGCGGCGACGGCGUAGUGCGAGCGCCGUGACGGUUGGCUGUUCUCUUUUGGGGGCAGCGCGAGGCUUGUCGCGAGGCUUGUGUUCGGCGGCGCCCUCUCACACCUUCCCAGAUUAAGAGAAAAUGC
Molecule: messenger RNA, 492 nt
Organism: Emiliania huxleyi CCMP1516
Lineage: Eukaryota; Haptophyta; Isochrysidales; Noelaerhabdaceae
Exons: 1
Coding region: 47-382 (111 amino acids)
Source: RefSeq, a predicted model, not a curated record